UCCGUGAGGUCCAACUUACUAACAAUUAUUUUCUUUUUUUUUAUUUUUACCACCCACCCACUCUCUGCGGGAAACGAGAAGCCACAAAUUGUCUAGAAAAAUUGUUUUUAAUCUUUUCUUCUUUUAUUGUUCGUUUUCACAACCUCGCAAAAAAGGGGGGGAAGGUCUUCUUUAUUCCCCCUCCUAUUUAUAACAAUAAAUGUUUUUUAAUGUUGUGACUGGAGGCUGAAUUCAAUGAGGGACGCGUGUUAAUGCUGCCAACUGUUUGGGUGGUCCUUCCUUCCCUUCAAAAUCUUUCCCUCUUUAUUUUAUACCAUCAUGCGUUGUUUUUGUUUUGCUUAUAGUUUAGUCAGAAGCAGAAAAGUGCAAGUGCGAGAAAGUGCGGGAACGGAAAGGUAAGGAAUGCGUGAAAAUAGAAGGGAAUGGGAGGUGAGAGAACAAGUAAAAUUUGAGAGAACAACAAGACAACGAGAGGGAGAAGGGAAAAAUGAACGUAAGUUUGGCCAUAACUUUAGGCACGGGAUUGGAAAGGCGCCAGCCGUUUUCUCGCCUUUUCUGUCGUUCCUCUAAA
Molecule: messenger RNA, 571 nt
Organism: Meloidogyne enterolobii
Lineage: Eukaryota; Metazoa; Nematoda; Chromadorea; Rhabditida; Meloidogynidae
Source: the annotation of a GenBank genome assembly